UCUAAAUAACUCCCCCUUUCUUCUCUUCCUGUUCACAUCUCCCUCCUCUUGUCCCUGGGGUUAGUUUCGCCAUUUAGGAGGGACUUGUCCGUAACAAUGGCCAUGGCUAAGUUCUUUGCUGCCUUGUUCUUGGCUCUCCUUGCCAUCUCCAUGCUUCAAACCAUGGUUAUGGCAGAUCAUGGGCAUGGAGGUCAGCACAAGGGCAAUAAUGCAUAUGGACCUGGGAGUCUCAAGAGCAGCCAAUGCCCGUCACAAUGCACGAGGAGGUGCAGCCAGACGCAGUACCACAAGCCCUGCAUGUUCUUCUGUCAGAAAUGCUGCAAGAAGUGCCUGUGUGUACCCCCUGGGUUUUACGGGAACAAGGCUGUGUGCCCUUGCUACAACAACUGGAAGACCCAGCAAGGAGGACCCAAGUGCCCUUGAUUAUUAAUCCCUUAAUUAUCCUAUUUAUCAUAAUCAUCUUAGUAUUACUAAUUAUCUAUAUAUAAUAUCAUAUAUUCAUGAAAUGUAUGAAUUCUCUGUUGUACUGGGUUUGUUUUGUUUGUUUGAGAAAGACUUUGAAAUUCUCUUGGCCAAAUCCAGUCACUGAGAAUUUUGUUUAAGUUAGAGAGAGACAGAGCCUGCCUGAUGUAUUGUUACAAUGCAACAUCUGGUUUUAUAAAUGGAAUGGAAUAAUUUUUUAAAUUUA
Molecule: messenger RNA, 688 nt
Organism: Pyrus x bretschneideri (Chinese white pear)
Lineage: Eukaryota; Viridiplantae; Streptophyta; Magnoliopsida; Rosales; Rosaceae
Product: gibberellin-regulated protein 4-like
Exons: 4
Coding region: 97-423 (108 amino acids)
Source: RefSeq, a predicted model, not a curated record